AAGACUGAUGGAGCCUCCAGAGGAGCAGAGAAGGUGACACUAACUCCUGAAGCCUCCAGAACUCCUUUCACUCCAAAGCCUUUGACCUCAACAUGAAGAUCUCUACAGCGCUUCUGUGCCUACUUCUUAUGGCUGCCACCAUUGGCCCACAGGUGUUGGCUAGGCCAGAUUCAGUGUGCAUCCCUGUCACCUGCUGUUAUAAAAUGGUUAAUAAGUUCCGUAUGCAAAGGCUGAAGAGCUACAGGAGAAUCACCAGCACCCAGUGUCCCCAGGAGGCUGUGAUCUUCAGGACCAUACUGGAUAAGGAGAUCUGUGCUGACCCCAAGAAGAAGUGGGUUAAGAACUCCAUAAAGUACCUGGAUCAGAAUUCUAUAACUCGGCAUCCUUGAACCUCCCUGUCUAGGCUGAGAGUCCCAGGAAAAGCUUAUGUACUUUCCCCCAACCUUCCCCGUGGGCAGUGUGAUAGUAAUUUAUUAUGAUAUCUAAAGAGAGGUGCCUUUAAUAAUUUAAAGCGCAGACCUGUUUAAGAAAUAUUUAAUGAUGUUUAACUUAUAUUUUGGCCAAAUGAAUGUAAUUUAAUGUACAAA
This is a messenger RNA of Meriones unguiculatus (Mongolian gerbil), 587 nucleotides long. RefSeq names its product C-C motif chemokine 12-like. Gene Ontology annotation, molecular function: chemokine activity; CCR chemokine receptor binding. The record is from RefSeq and is a predicted model, not a curated record. NCBI's taxonomy places the organism in Eukaryota, Metazoa, Chordata, Mammalia, Rodentia, Muridae. Bases 93 to 389 code for a protein of 98 amino acids. Gene Ontology annotation, cellular component: extracellular region. The transcript has 3 exons. Gene Ontology annotation, biological process: lymphocyte chemotaxis; monocyte chemotaxis; cellular response to tumor necrosis factor.